Messenger RNA from Physella acuta, 2078 nucleotides. RefSeq lists its product as uncharacterized. The record is from RefSeq and is a predicted model, not a curated record. Lineage: Eukaryota; Metazoa; Mollusca; Gastropoda; Physidae. Gene Ontology annotation, molecular function: GTP binding.
ACACCAUCUUGUCCACUAACAACAUUUAAAUUGAUAUUAAUGAGAAAAUAUAUUUAAAUUUAUAAAAUUCGAUCGGAAAAAGACAGAUACGGUGAUUUGAAGGGAGGUGAUUUUGAUCAUAAUGGGAAGGACCCUUUAGCUAUGUUAAUGAAGAGGAAUGUGAAUAUAUUGCUUUGAGCAGAUACAUCUUUUUGCGAAGCUGAACAAUGGAACCAGACAAUUUCAGUCCAAAUCAGUAUCCUUACAACACAGGCGGAUAUCCACCUUCAAUCGGACCAAUAAGACCACCUGCUUUUGGACCUCCUUAUGGUUGCAUUCCAGGAUGGAGCAGCCCAAGCGGAUAUCCAUCUUCAAUCGGACCAAUAAGACCACCUGCUUUUGCACCACCAUAUGGCAGCAUUCCAGGCCCAAUGAUUUACAGGCCACCUUAUGGCGGCGGCAUGAGUCCAUAUAGGCCUAAUGGGCCAACAAUUGGACCACAGUUGGUUCCACCUUGGAGACCAAGUGAGAGACGAACAGACUUAAGCUCUGCCUCAUCAUCAAAUGAAUCUUUAUUCACGGACCUCUCAGAUGGCUGCAAGAUAAAUACUAGCAAACCACAUACUGUAAGGCAGGAAAAAAAGUUGAGGUGCAUACCACCAAGAAUUGAUUUACUACUGGUCGGAAAAACCGGAAACGGAAAAAGUGCGACUGGUAACACAAUAGUAAGAGAAUGGACGUUCGAAAGCGGGUCAACCACGUCUUCGUUAACCAAACAAUUCUACAGUGCGACUAUAGACUACAAAGGUCGUCCGUUAAAAGUCGUGGACGGUCUGACAGUUUGUGACACCAGGCUGAACAGAGAACGGUCAGUUGAGCAGACAACUGAGGCCGCUAAGCUGGCUCUGGCAGCCAAUCCUGAAGGCUAUCACGCUUUUCUUCUGGUCCUUAAAUAUGGGAACAGGUUCACUCAUGAAGAAAAGGAUGCGGUUGAUACUUUAAAAAAAGUUCUUGGAGAUAAUUUCCUACGAAAAAACGGUAUUUUAAUCGUUACCGGCGGCGAUAUUUUCAAGGAAGAACAACGUGGAAAAUUAGAUAAGAGAACAACCUUCCCCCAAUGGUGCGAAAAACAAGACGGCGCCUUUAAAGAUUUGAUAGAAGAAUGUGACAAUAGAAUCAUCUUAUUCGACAACAACACUCAGGUCAAAAAGGUCAAACAAAUCGAAAAAUUAUUAAAUAAAGUCGAUGAGUUACUUAGUGCUCGCCGCUAUACCAACAAGCGAUUUGAAAGAGUUCAGAUCCAAAAUAUGAUCAAGGAUGAAACUAGACCAGAAGUCGAGCUGACACAAGUCACCAACAGCCGUAUUCAGAAUGAAGACUUGGUGUCAUGUGAAAAUUGUAUUAGUCAAAGAAUGCCUGCCACGUAUUCACCACUUGACUGCCCAGAUUCUCCACCCAAAUCGGCAUUCGUGCUGAAAGAUAAAAGUGAGGAAUACGAAAAUCUGAUUAGGGAAUUCGAGCUUUUAAAGAAAAAACAACAAGAAAUCGAAGAGAGUUUCCAGAAAAAAAUUGAAGAAUUUGAGCAGAGAAUGCGAGACAAAGAUGGCGAGUAUCGAGAGACAGCUGAGGUAUUGGAACCGGAAAUCAACCUGGAACAGUCAAUGGUUAACGUUGAUACAAUAAAUGAGAAUAUCGAAAGUUAAAAAUUGGAAGAGGUUUAAAGGUUAAGUAGGAAUUAAAGAAAAACCAACGCAUUUUCUAGUCUUCAAAUUGGAACUGCAUUAGUGUCAUCUUGUGUUGUAUGCAGAUAAAUUAUUACCAUAUUAGGUACCAUAAUUCAGGUGAAAAUUUGCAUAAAGCGGUAGGGCCCUAUCCAUCUACCAGUUUCUACUAAAUUAAAGUUUUGAAACUACCAACUUAUAUUUUUGUGAAUUAUAUAUAUAUAAAUGUUUCCAAAUUUUAGAUCAAGGUUUUUUUCUAAAUUCAUUUUUUAACAUAAUUAUUUUGUGAGUUUAUUAGCGCGUAAGUGCAUAAUGAAUGCUGUACUCUCUAAAAUUAUAAUGUAAUUUGAGAGUAUUAAAAAUGGAUGAAUGACUUGC